This is a messenger RNA of Diachasmimorpha longicaudata, 4164 nucleotides long. Its product is annotated as leucine-rich repeat protein soc-2 homolog. Gene Ontology annotation, molecular function: protein binding. The record is from RefSeq and is a predicted model, not a curated record. The coding region runs from base 235 to 2070 and encodes 611 amino acids. Lineage: Eukaryota; Metazoa; Arthropoda; Insecta; Hymenoptera; Braconidae. The transcript has a single exon.
CUCGCAGUUAUUAUUGUUUAACCCUCGUAAACGUUGUCAUUGUUGGUAGAAACAGGUUCCAGGGGUUUCCCCUUGAAAUUUACUCAGUUAAUUUGGACAAAAUUCCGUAAAAUGCCUUAAUCUGUCCGAAAAAUUGAUAAUAAUUAAAAAGCUAUUGUUGAGGCCAGUGUCCCAGUUACGUUUACCAUCUCGACGAAUGUCGAUUCCUCCCUUUCCUCCGGUGGUUCUCGGAUUAUGAAAAAAACGAGUAAACACCGUCCGGGUGUGGGUACUAUAACAUCAGUGUGCCUGUCCGAGGGCAAAACGGACAGAGCGUCACCCCAGGAACACCUGUCGCCCUACUACAUGAAAGAACAAGAUAUUCCAGAAUAUCUGGAGGGCUGUGGUCUCACCACUUGUUCAUCAGCAAGUGAAAUGCCUGAAUCAGUGGUGGAGGUACUCACAAAAGAGCCCCACAAGGAGAAAAAAUUAUCAACAGCAUCAAUAGGAUCGUCAGGUGAUACAAAAAAAACAGUGACUGUGAAACAUCCUGAGUCCAACAAGCCAAAGCCAACAACCAAGAAAUGCAAGCCCAUUCAGGCGGAUCUGGAUGUUGCCAAGGAGUUUAUACGAUGUCGUGAUGAAUGUGUGACACGUGUGGAUCUCAGUAAAUCAAGUAUCACGAAUUUGCCAAGUUCCGUUCGUGAUUUGACGAAUUUACAAGAAUUUUAUCUCUAUGGAAAUAAAUUGGUGACACUUCCAGUGGAAAUUGGAUACCUGACUAAUCUCAAGACCUUAGCACUCAGUGAGAAUUCAUUGACAAGCCUGCCAGACACUCUGGAGAACUUGAGAUCACUCAAAGUUUUGGAUCUGAGGCACAAUAAAUUGAGUGAAAUUCCUGAUGUUGUUUACAAGCUCACCUCCCUCACAACACUAUUUUUACGAUUUAAUCGUGUGAGAUAUGUCUGCGAUGAUAUUCGUUAUUUAAUAAACCUGACGAUGUUGAGCCUGAGGGAGAACAAGAUCAAGUCACUUCCUGCUGGAAUUGGUAAACUCGUUAAUCUGAUAACAUUCGAUGUUUCUCAUAAUCACCUGGAGCACCUGCCAGAGGAGAUAGGCAAUUGUGUACAGCUCUCGACACUUGAUCUCCAGCACAAUGAACUGUUGGAUAUUCCUGAGACAAUUGGUAAUCUCGUUGCUGUUACCAGACUGGGACUGAGGUACAACAGAUUGUCUUCGAUUCCCAAGUCUUUAGCCAACUGUCGACUGAUGGAUGAGUUCAAUGUUGAGGGUAAUCAGGUGUCAAUGUUACCUGAUGGUCUUCUCUCAUCCCUGUCUGACUUGACGACCAUCACACUCUCCAGAAACAGCUUCUCUGCUUAUCCUUCAGGUGGUCCAUCCCAAUUUACCAACGUUGAUUCACUCAAUAUGGAGCACAAUCAGAUCGACAAGAUACCUUAUGGUAUAUUUUCAAGGGCGAAAAACCUGACGAAACUCAAUAUGAAGGAGAAUCAGCUCACAGCACUUCCUCUGGACAUUGGGACCUGGGUGAACAUGGUUGAGUUAAAUCUGGGGACUAAUCAACUGACGAAAAUUCCUGAUGAUAUUCAGUGUCUUCAGAAUCUGAAGAUAUUGAUACUCUCCAAUAAUCUCCUCAAACGAAUACCAGCGAGUAUUGGAAGCCUCAGGAAGCUCAGGGUUUUGGAUCUCGAGGAGAAUAAAAUCGAGUCAUUGCCCAAUGAAAUUGGCUUUCUGAGGGAUUUGCAGAAAUUAAUUUUACAGUCUAAUCAGGUCACCUCACUGCCACGUGCUAUUGGACAUCUGUUGAAUCUCACAUAUUUAAGUGUCGGUGAGAAUAAUCUUAAUUAUUUGCCUGAGGAGAUUGGAACAUUGGAAAAUCUUGAUUCACUUUAUGUUAAUGAUAAUCCUAAUCUUCAUAAUUUACCCUUUGAACUUGCACUGUGUACGAAUUUGAGUAUUAUGAGUAUUGAGAAUUGUCCAUUGUCGAAAAUACCAGCGGAAAUUGUUGCUGGUGGUCCGUCCUUUGUUAUUCAAUUUCUUAAGAUGCAGGGGCCCUAUAGGUCUAUGUAAUAAAGGGAGGACUUCGAGGAGAAUGGGACAGGCGGCUGCAGGUGGAUUGUCAUGAGGUGUUGCAGGGUUGUUACCGAAUUUUGGGGGACAUUUUGCAAGAGAAAGACGAGGGACAAGGACAGUGGAUCGGUUGUGGAUCUGUGAGCUGGGGGCUGUGAUUCAUCCUCGAAGUUUUCAUCAAGGGUUUUUUUUUUUGGGGGGAUCUGGGAGGUGGGAGAAAUUGGGGGGAAGGCGGGACGGAAAGGGGAGUAAUUAGUGGGCAAUUUGCAAUUUUUUGGGAUGGGGAAUUCGUUAGUGCAAUGGGGGAGUCUCCAGGUGCAUCAGUUGACGCAAUUUCUGGAUUAGACGAUCUCAGAGAUUUAUUAGCCAGAUUUUUUUUUGUUUGGGGGUAAUUGAUGUUUAAAAUAAUCAGGAGGAACAAUUACUCUGGAAACUGGAGAAUAAUCUGGCUCUUAAUGAUGAAUUUAAUGAUAAAAAUCUUCUCUUAUGGUGCCAACUACGUGUUUCAAUGUGAAAUAUGAUUUUUAAUUAAAAUCAUCGAGCCAUCAGCACCGUCCUGCGUAAAACAGUUAUCCCUAGAAAAUUAAACUUCACCUGUAUCUCAUUAAUUAAUCGAUUGAAAUACCAAUCAUCGAGAGUUUUUUCAAUUCUGAUGAAUUGUUUAUUCAUUUUUUAUAUUUUUUUCCGCACCUCAAGAGCUUUUUAUCUAUUUUUCACGACUAUACGACAAGAUUCUGCCGAAAUGAAACAGUUAAUCGUUACGAUGUGUUUUUGUGUGUUCAAUAAAACUCUUCCCUCAUUUUAAUAAAUAACAAAGAUGAAUAAUUAAUAUUCCCUUUGUGAGAAAUAUUAGAAUACAUUGUGGUGCACAUGUUAAGCAUUAGAAUAAUUGAUUAAUUGUACAGAGGCAAUUAUUGACGAUUACUGAAUUGAAUUGUGAGAUCGAGUCAAAAAAUAUCACGGUAUUUAAUGGAUGAACGAAUUAUUGACUAAUUUGAUGAGAAAAUGAUGACGUAAACAAUAUUAUUGAAAGAAAUAAAUAACACUAGCCGUUAGCUUCGAGACAAAUAUUUUGUUAUACGAUGAUGCAACUCAUUUUUCUAUAUGUACCUGCAUUUAAAAUAAAUCGUUGAUCACGCUGAUACGAAUAAAAAAAAUGGAUAAAAAUUGUAAUAAAAAUUGUUGACUAAACAAGCCUUAACCUCUAAAGUUACAAGAUUUUGAGAUUACGGAAAAAAAACUUAAAAUUGAGCAGAAAUAUAUAAUAGAUAUAUAUAUAUUAUAUGAUGAUGAUGAUGAUGAUGAUGAGAGUGACUUGUGGAAGAGAAUGAGAACGUCUUUCGGCCCCAAUAAUUAACAAUUUCUUGUGGAGAUAAUUAUUGCCCUGAUGAGUGGAUCGAUUGAUUAUUCCCAAGCUUAAUGCACCGAGAGGUGGACUAUUUUUAUUGAAUUAACAUUUUAGUUAUUUUUAUAGUCUUCGCAGGGCGAAUUAAUCAUCGUUUGCGUCAAUUUGUAAUUUAGUUUUUUUUAUACUUUUAAUGUUGUAAAUCGAUGCACUUGAGUGGUGACACGAUAAAAUAAUUUCAGGGGACUUUGGACUCGUUGGAGACUCUUCAACGUAUACCCAGGGGUCCAGGGGGGAUAAACAAUGUUAUUUUUAAUUGCAUAAUUCCAGGAAUUUAUGUUAUCUAAUUUUUCUUGAUGAAUUUUGCUUUUGGUUCCCAGUGAAUUAAACAAAUGUCUCCUUGAUUGUUUAAAUUAUACCAUAAACAGAAUAAAUGCACGAUAAAUAUUUCGAAUUGUGAAAAAAUAAAAUGCAUAAGUCCAUUAGGUUGUGCCAUUUACAUUCGGUUGUUGAUUGUUGUCAUAUUAAUUUAAUGAAAACUUCAAACGAAUGAAUAUUACAAUGACGUUAAAAAUGAUCUUCAAUAAUCCUGUUGAUGGGCCACAAUUGGCGAUACAACAAUGUCUGUAUAAUUUUAAUUAAUGUAAUGUUAAUGUAAUUCAGUGUAUAUUAAAAAAAAGGAAAUCAAGAUAAAUAAGAGAUGAAUAUUACUGUAUAAAUAUUUCUAAAUACACAAAAUGUAAUGAGCA